AUGAAUAAUCAUGUAAUCGAUAAAAAUCAACUACAUUCGAAUUUUUGGUAAAGAGUACAGGAAGAAUAACUUGGUGUUUCAUUCAAAUCUUCCUGGUUAAAUAAAAUUACUGAAGAUGCUGAAAUUUAAUAUGUUAAGGAAUUUAAAGUAUUUGUUAAUUCAUCAUUUAGAAAUAAACAGCAAAAGAAAAAUUUAAACAUAUUCUUCAAGUUCCUUUAAUCGUAACUGAUAAACAAUUUUUGAGAAGACGUAAAACAUUUUAAACUUAUACUAAAAAUGCCACAUUGGAUUUAUAUUAUCUAUAAUUAAAAAAAGCUAAAGGUUUAGGAUAAAGUAUAUCAGAGAAAGCUGAUUACAAUCAAGUAAUCUAAUAAACAAAAAACAACAGAAUUUAAAAUGAAUAUUUGAAUACAUUUAAAAAGAAUUAAGGAGUCAUGUAUAUUAAUAUAUCUUUUAUAGGUAUGAUAAUACAUUAUGGUCAGACAGAUAUUAUAAUGGAAUAAUAUAACAAUCAAGACUUUCAAAUUUAUAAAAAGUCUUAUAACGCAAUAAAUUUAAAGGUAGAGAAGAAUUAUUAACUUAAUUUGAACAAUUCUUUGCUAGUAAAUAAUUGGUACCUACUGCAUAAAAGUCAGUACCUGAAUUAAUUAAAGAAAUCACUAAUGCUUUUGGAGAUGUUCAUCCUCUUAAUACAGAAUAAGAUGAAAAACAAGUUUAUUUAUUUUUUUAAUAAAGGAAGCUCCUUUUAAAGAUAAGUCAUUUGAUUUAUAAAGAAAUGAUCCAGCUCUUACUUUAAAUACUUAACCUUGCAAUCGUUAAUCUACAAUUAGAACUAAUACAGAACCAAGACCUUAAACUCAUCAUAAUUAUUACUCAUAAUAUAGUAAACCAAGUUUUGAUCUUAUGGAUACAAAUACUAGAUGUUCUACUAAUCAAAUUAAACAUAGAAAAUUUAAACAAAAUGCUGUCUCAAAAAUCAAUCACAUUCUUACUUAAGCUGAUGUCUAACUUGGAAAUAAACAAGUUUUUAAGUAAUUCUUAUAAUUAUGUAGAUAAUUACACCAUUUCCAAGAAUAAGAAACUAAUUAAGCUACUCAUCGAUCUGAAGUUAUCAAAGCUAAAGUCUAAAGAGAAUAAUUAAUAAGUGCAUUCUCUACUAGAAACAAUGUUGAUGUCAGAAAAAAGUUUGAAAAAAAAAAAAUAUAUACAGAAAUUAUUUGAAAUGGAAACCUAUUUUUUUAAUCUUGAAAACCA
Paramecium sonneborni is the source of this 1254-nucleotide messenger RNA. The record is from the annotation of a GenBank genome assembly. NCBI's taxonomy places the organism in Eukaryota, Ciliophora, Oligohymenophorea, Peniculida, Parameciidae.